AUGCAGCCAGAGUUUACAAUCGAGGUGCCAUCGGCUGACGCGGAAGCCCCCAUCAAGGCGGGGCAGGGCCCCGCCGCCAGCGACUUCACGCUGUCACUGCUGUCUGACCUGGAGCGCCAGCUGGGCGAGGAUGCGGCGGCGAUGGAUGCAGAGCGCGAGCCCACCGCGCCCACCUCGCACCACACCGCCGACGUGCCGGCCCCCGACACGCAGCUGACAGACGCCACGCCCGAGGCGCCCGCGGGGCUGGCGGCGGCCGCGGCGGACGGCAGCAGCGCCGCGCCGCUCGGCGCGCUUCCGCCGACGUUGGCGGCAGGGGUGGCGGGGGCGGGCGCCGGCGGCGCCACGCCUACCGUGCCGGCUGCCGUUGCCGCCGCCGGGGGCAGUCCCGGCGGGGAGGAGGAGGAUGAGCUGGCGGCCAACCUGCUUUCCAACAUGGCCUCCUGGCAGACGGAGCUGGACACUUUCCAGUCCGCGCUGCGGGCGUGCAUGGAGUCGCGGCCCGUGCCGGGCGCCGUCCAGGGCAGCCCCUCCACCGUGGACGAGUCGGGGCGCGGGGCCGCGCGCCUCAUGCACAGCGGGCCCAAGGGCAUCACCGGCUUCCGCGGCGUCACGCAGCACAAGCGCACCCGGCGGUACGAGGCCAACGUAUGGAUGGACCACAAGCAGAUGUACCUGGGCGCCUUUGACGUCCCCGAGCAGGCGGCGCACGCGCACGACAUUGGCGCGCUGUGCAGCGGCAAGGCGCGGGCCGAGGCGCUCAACUUCCCGCUCACCGACUACGACGCCCUCAUGCCCAUGCUCUACUCGCUGCCCCAUGCGCAAGUGGUGUCCUCGCUGCGCGGCUACGGCCGGCUGCCCACCGCGCGGCCCCCCGGCGGCAUCAGCAGCGGCCGCCUGUACAGCUCCCCCUCUGCGCGGGGCGCGUCCACCUCAGCGCGGCGCGCCCGCAGCGUGGACACAGACGACAGCGACGAGGGGGUGGAGGCGCCGCCGCGGCCGCGUCCCCGUCGCGCCCGCAAGGUCUCGGCCAGCCCCGCCAGCCGCAGCGCGGCUGCGCUGCCGCCACUGCCGCCCGCGGACUGGCAGGCGGGGCUGCAGCUGCCCGCCCAGCAGCAGCAGCAGCAGGGGGUUAAGGCGGAGGUGGAGGCGCCGCCGCCGGGUGUGGCGCCGGUGGCCGCUGCGACGGGCGGGGAGGGCGCCAAGAGCGAUGCUGCCUCGCUGGCGGCAGCGCAGCAGGCGCAGCUGCAGGCCCUGUCGGCAGCGCUGAUGGGAGGGGCGCAGGCGACCUCGCCGCUGGCGGCAGCAGCGGUCCCGGAGCCGGCGCCGGCGGCUGGUGGCAUGGCGACCGCGGCAGCGGCGCCGCCCCCGCCGCUAGCUGGCGCGCGCAACCCGCUGCCACCGGCCGCUGCGCCCUUCUCGGCGGGCGCCAGCGCUCUGGGCGCCUUUGAGAGCGCCCUGUGGCGCACCAUGGCCAUCUCCCACACCCUGCCUCGCCCCGAGGGCGUGCAGGAGGGCGCCUCGCACCGCCCGCUGCACAGCGGGCCCAAGGGGCAGAGCGGCUUCAAGGGGGUCACGCUCUACAAGCGGUGCCAGCGCUACAACGCGCACAUCUGGCUGGGCAAGCAGACGCACAUAGGCACCUUCCACACCGCGGAGCAGGCCGCUGUGGCGCACGACGUCAUGGAGCUGUGGCGCAACGCCGCCGCCCAGGGCCUCAACUUCGCCAACACCGGCUACGCAGACCUGCUGCCGCUGCUGGGCCCGCUGUCAGAGGCCGACGCGCUGUGCGCGCUGCGCAACUACAGCCGCUCGCCCAGCGCCGCCGCCGCCGCCGCCGCCUCUGGCGCCGCCUCCCACGUGCCUGGGCGGUCGCGCGUGGCGGGCGGCCCUCGCCAGCCCGCGCCCUCUGCGGGAGCCAGCACCAAGUCUGCUGCCCCCGAGCUGGCCGCGCCGCCGCCCCCGCCUCCCUCGCUGCGCCGCCGCCACCGCAAGCCGCAGCACGGCGGCGGCGGCGGGUCGGGCAACAAGUCUGACAGCAGCAGCGGCGGCAGCGUGCCAGCUCAGCGCCAGACGGCCGGCUCCCUCAUGUGGUACAUGCUGGAGCAGGAGAAGUCUGCUGACGAUGAGUUUGGCGGGGAGGAGGAGGAUCCCGACUUCUCGCCCGAGGAUGGAGAGGAGGAGUGGCAGGAGGAGCAUGCGCGGGAGCGCCACAGCUCGCCCAGCGGCGAGCCUCUGGGCUUCCAGCCGCGCGGCACGCGCAGCGUGGCGGCGGCGCUGGCUGGGCAGCUGCCGCCGGAGCAGGCCGUGGUGGGGGUGUCCAUGCGCGGCCAGGCCGCCUGGUUUGGGCGGCUGGACCGGCAGCGCACGGCGGUGGCGGCAGACGUGGUGCUGCUUUGGCGCCGCCUGGCGCUGGCUGCCGCGGGCGAGGAGGACGACAAGGAUGCGGCCACCGCCUUCAACUGUCCCGCCGCCUGCUACGAGCAAGAUGCCGCGCUGUCGCCGGGGCAGCUGUGCCAGUUCAUGGCCGCCGUCAUCCCGCAAGACCCGCCCGCCGCUGGCGCGCCCGGCACGGCUGGGGCGGGAGCGGCGGCGGCAGCCCUGAUUGCUAUCCCCAGCAGGCUGCCGUCCAAGGGGGCAGCUGCGCCGGUGGCGGCAGCGCCCACCCCCGCGCUGGCGCCUGGCGUGCUGCUGGGCGCUCGCAAGCGCAAGCAGCAGGCGCUGCUGGAGGAGGCCCGUGCUGCCAAGCUGCAGCACAUGGGCCCGGCCCCAGCUGCAGCGGCUGCCGCUGCCGCCCCGGCUGCGGCGCCCCAGCCGACAGCAGGCGGCGGCGGGGCGGCCGAGCAGCCGCAGGGGGCGCUGGCGGAGGCCGCGGCGGCAGUGCAGCAGGCGGACCCAUCCAACUCUGACGGCAUGCUGGCGGCGCUGCAGCAGCUGGUGGCUGCGGGCAAGGGCGGCAGGCUGCUCCAGGAGGUUGUGGAGGGGUGGGGCGGCUACCCGCUGAUGCAGCAGCAGGACCUGUUUGGCUGCCUGCGCUUCCCUGUCUGCAACGGCGACUGGGACCAGCUGGAGGGGCGGCUGCAGGUGGCCCUGGACCUGGCCUCCCUGUUCUAA
This is a messenger RNA of Chlorella variabilis, 3114 nucleotides long. RefSeq lists its product as hypothetical. Gene Ontology annotation, molecular function: DNA binding; DNA-binding transcription factor activity. The coding region runs from base 1 to 3114 and encodes 1037 amino acids. The transcript is spliced from 14 exons. NCBI's taxonomy places the organism in Eukaryota, Viridiplantae, Chlorophyta, Trebouxiophyceae, Chlorellales, Chlorellaceae. Gene Ontology annotation, biological process: regulation of DNA-templated transcription. The record is from RefSeq and is a predicted model, not a curated record.